Messenger RNA from Ctenocephalides felis (cat flea), 506 nucleotides. Its product is annotated as probable enoyl-CoA hydratase, mitochondrial. The record is from RefSeq and is a predicted model, not a curated record. Lineage: Eukaryota; Metazoa; Arthropoda; Insecta; Siphonaptera; Pulicidae. Bases 195 to 506 code for a protein of 103 amino acids. The transcript is spliced from 3 exons.
AACCUCACAUAGCAUUUGCUGUCACUAUCGUCUUCUCGGUUGCAUGUUGCUCAGGCUUAUAUUAUGCAAUAUUUACGAUGUUUUUCCAUGUCCCGGCUGAAGUCCAAUCAAAUUAAUCUGCUACGACAUUCUGUAGUCGAACGUCGUCGUUGUAGGUUAUUAGAAAAAAGUUUAUUAAUAUUAAACAUACCGCAAUGGCUUCAGCUUCAAGAGUUUUAGUGAGCCGGGCCAUGGGCCUAGCUAAAUUGGCCAACACAAACAUUAAAUUAUAUAGCACAGCAUCACCAGCAACAUAUGAAUUCAUCAAGACUGAAAAAGUAGGAGCCAAAAACAAUGUUCUUUUAAUUACCUUAAAUAGACCAAAGGCAUUGAAUGCUCUUUGUGAUAAAUUGGUGUGUGAAAUUAAUGAUGUUUUGGAUAAACAUGAAUCUGAUGCUAACGUUGGAGCUGUGUCAUCACAGAUUAAUAAUCUGUUACUUGUUUGUUUCUUCAUGUUCGAUGCCUGA